Messenger RNA from Myotis daubentonii (Daubenton's bat), 3592 nucleotides. RefSeq names its product ubiquitin associated protein 1 like (gene UBAP1L). The transcript is spliced from 6 exons. Gene Ontology annotation, cellular component: ESCRT I complex. Gene Ontology annotation, biological process: ubiquitin-dependent protein catabolic process via the multivesicular body sorting pathway. Lineage: Eukaryota; Metazoa; Chordata; Mammalia; Chiroptera; Vespertilionidae. The coding region runs from base 1199 to 2332 and encodes 377 amino acids. The record is from RefSeq and is a predicted model, not a curated record. Gene Ontology annotation, molecular function: ubiquitin binding.
UGACCAUUGCUAGUCAGUUCUUAUUUUUUUUCUGUUAGAACUAAGAACUACAGUUCUGUUGAGUCUCCAGCCCUCUUCUAAAUCAUGCAUUUUUAACACCAACACAUAAAUGCUCUAUGUAUUGAACAAAAAUUAAAAUAGAGAAACUCACUCAAAGACUAACCAUAAAUGUAUUGAUUCAUCAUGUCUUGUAUGCAAGAAUAUUGUUUAUCUUCCCAGUAGAGACAACCCUGGACUUGUGAGAAGCUUUAACAAAAUAAUUUAUUUUUAAGAAAUUAAGUAAAUACAGGGAAGAAGAGAAAAUUAAAUAAAGAGGUUAUUUAUACAUUAAUACUAAGAGUAUUCAUCCCAGUGGCUGAGUUUAUGACGUCAAAGACUUUGGUAUAAGCCAACCAACUUAAUCACUCUAAAACCAUUCAUGUUUCUUGUCCACGUGACUUUUGUGCAAGGAUAUAUCAAGCAGAUUAGCUGGGAUUAUACCAUCUGUUGUAGCCGUUCACUCACUUUUAUGAGUUUUGCCACAGGGAAGCUAUCCUGGGAAUUAACAAGGUAAGUACAAAGCAUGUCUUGUUCCAUUCAAACAAAUAUAAUAUAUAGCAGGAAUGUGAAUGCUGUAAAGUAUUAGCAGUGGUAUAUAGUAAGGGCUAGUGAUUAUAUGAGGCAUUUCCAUCUUAAUCUUUUUUUUAAUGCUUGUAACCAGUAAGCUAUUUCUGAAUAAUUAACUGUUUACUUUUGGAAUAAGUUGCAUUUCUUAUAGUCUCUGAAGCAAAGAUUGAAGUUUUUGAGGUGAUUGGUGUUGAAGUGCAUAACUAUAUAGAACAAGAGACACUUCUCAACUUUAUUAACUCAUGCUUGACAGAAUCUAGAUACCUGGAUUUGAACCAUAUACUUGGGAAAUUAUUUUGAUUUACCAUUUUCCAGGUAUGGUGUUAAGUGCUACAGACAUAAAAAGGAGCAAACAGGACUCCUGCCACCCUGGAGUUGGAGCAGAGAAGCCUAAUGACUGUGCAGAUAAAUAGAGUCAGUUACAAUUGUGCACUGGCCACAUUACCUUUCCUACUUGGCUGUGUGGGACUCAGCUAAGUCACCACACAGGAGAGCACUGAGGCCAUCUGAGGCCUGAGCCUGGUCCUCAGGACUACACUUUCCCACUGCCACCGGCAGCCUGCCUCAGCCAUCCCUACUCUCCUCUGACAGAAUGAGUGCCCUUGAUGGUGUCCCUUUCAAGGUGCCCAAGGGCUUUCUGACCGGCACAGAGCUUCUCCCUGGGCCAGAACUCAGUGUCCCAGCCUGCAGGGAGCUUCUGCUGGGUUCUAUGCACGACUUCAGCCUGGAGAGGAGGACGCUCUUCUGGGUGGAGGCUGUCACCCGGGGCCCCCGCCAGUUCCAGUGCGAUGCUCCCGGGACAGCGUCAGCCCCUCCAGCCUGGCUCUUGCUGGUCAGCCCGGAAUGCGGGCUGGCGUCCGCGCCGGCUGCAGCCGCUGGCCCCGAGGCUGGGCCCCAAGAGCAGCCCGAGGAAGAGGAGGAAGAGGAGGAGGAGGAGGAAGCCACCCCUGGCAAUGAGGAAAAGCCGGGUCCUCGCAGCCCCCAGCCCAGCGCUCCUGCGAGCCCCAGCCCGGGCCGUCACCGGUGCUCGCUGCAUGUGCUGCGAGGCGUGAGGUCCGAGCUGGCCGGUGUGCGGCGCAGGCUCUCCGAGGGCAGGACGGCCGCCCGUCCACGCGCCUUUCUGCAGCGCAUCCGCCACCGGGCGUGGAGCCUCUGUCCCAGCCCCGAGCCGCCCGAGAGCCCCGCGCUUGCGCCCCCGGGCCCCUGUGUGCCCGCCCCGCCCCCGCGGCCCUCCACGGCAGGUGCCGUGCCCCCGCUGCGGAGCCACAAGCCCACAGUCGCGUCCCUCAGCCCAUACACCUGCCUGCCAUCUCUUGCGCGGGAGCCCCAGCCUCUCACCGCUCACAGAGCACAGCCUGAUUCUGCUGACCUGCUGUCCGCCCUUAGCCAAGAGGAGCAAGACCUCAUCGGGCCAGUGGUCGCCCUGGGGUAUCCCCUGCAUAGGGCCAUCAUGGCUCUGCAGAAGAUGGGGCGUCAGAGCCUGAGCCAGUUUCUCAGCUACCUUAGUGCCUGUGACCGGCUGCGGCGGCAGGGCUACGAGGAGGGCCUGGUGGAGGAGGCCAUGGAGAUGUUCCAGUUCUCUGAGAGCCAGGCAGGGGAGUUUCUGCGCCUCUGGGAACAGUUCAGCGACAUGGGCUUCCAGCAGGACCGGAUCAAGGAGGUGCUGCUGGUCCAUGGCAACCGCCGCGAGCAAGCCCUGGAGGAGCUGGUGGCCUGUGCCCAGUGACCACCGGGGCACUCUGCAAUGCCCAGCAUCCCAGACCUGUGCUAAACCUGGCCAUCCAAGUCUACAAAGCAAUGCAUGCUUGUUGUAAAAAUGCAACAAUGCCAAGGGUGGGAGCAAAUGCUAUAGGGGAGGCAAAACUUCACCCAUCUUGGGUUUUCAGCUGAACCAAUUAAUUAGAGAAAAACAGUUUAUUAAUAUAUGCAGCACACAUUAUCUGGGAGAACCCUCAGUGAAAAGUGGCUGAAAGAAGGGGUUUAGAACUCUGGCUUGUGUAGCAUCAACAAAGAACACAUUUGUAUAGGGAUAACAAGAAAUCAGUUUUAGGCUUCCAAAAAUGACAAACUAGGAAGGUAAAUAAUGGGAGGGAACUAAUGGAGUACGGCUCACUUGCGGUAUCUCCGGAAGGAUAAGAAUCAAUCUCAAGAAAAGGAGAAUUUAUAUCCUGCCUUUAGACAGAAAAGAGAGAGGAGAAGACAAGCUCUUCCUGCAUUUGCUGCUUCUUAAUUGCCUUCAGCUCGAAAUAACAUUUUUAUGUCAAAGAAACAUAUUUUGGGUGACAUUCUGGCUUCCUUCAAUACCCAAAGAAUCAGCUAUGAGUUGAAAGUGGGGAGGGGGAGAUGGCAGGGUGUGGACAAGGAGCUAUGUUUUUUCACACAAACCUUGUAAAACUACCUUUAUUUGACCCUUUAAAUUGUGUGCUUUGAUUUAAAAAAAAUUAAAACAAAGAAAAUGAUGUGCAAUUCUUUUGGGUCUUAUAGGCUCCUGGUCUUUUUGUGGAAAUAACAUCUAACUGUGGGUCCAAAGAUCUGAUUUCUGAUUUUGGUUCAGCUGGUGACUGGCUCAAAGCUUUUUUGGGCCUCAGUUUCCCCAGGAAAAGAAGAGAGAUUGGACCUGGCUGCUAUUCAUAAGAAUCCCCUGGGGAGUUGGUUAAAGAGUUCCAGGCCCCACUCUUGGAGAAUCUGACUCAGAAGGUCUAACUCGGUAGCCCCUAGGGAUCUGUUUUCUUUUUAUAAGAAGCUCUCCGGGAUUGUUUUUUUAAAAUCUUUGUUUUUAAUCUGCUGUUUGUUGUUGUUGAUUCUCUUCACCCAUUCUCCCACCUCCCAUCCCCUGGGCCCACCUCUGGCAACUGCUAUUCUGUUCUCUGUAUCUAUAAGCUUAGUUUUUUAUUUUUAGAUUUCACAUAUGAAACCAUAUGGUAUUUGUCUUUCUCGGUCUGACUUAUUUAUUUAGCACAAUAUCCUUGAGGUCUACCCAUGUUGU